This is a messenger RNA of Ipomoea nil (Japanese morning glory), 1062 nucleotides long. RefSeq names its product ethylene-responsive transcription factor ERF038-like. Gene Ontology annotation, molecular function: DNA-binding transcription factor activity; DNA binding. Gene Ontology annotation, biological process: regulation of DNA-templated transcription. The record is from RefSeq and is a predicted model, not a curated record. The transcript has a single exon. The coding region runs from base 110 to 808 and encodes 232 amino acids. NCBI's taxonomy places the organism in Eukaryota, Viridiplantae, Streptophyta, Magnoliopsida, Solanales, Convolvulaceae.
AUUAGAAUUGAAGUAACUUUAUUUUAUUCCAUCUCACCUCAAAAAGAUUUAAAGAAGCAUUACACUAUAAGAGAAGCUUAGGCUAAGGUACUUAGGUGUGUCCCCCCACAUGCUCUCAUAUACUUCUCCUUUCACACUUUUGUCUUCCAUGGAAGAAUCGGACGACCACAUUCCGACGAAUAAAUAUCAGGCAACCACAACCGCCGUCUCGCCGCCGUCAAAUUCGUCAAACGCGGCGGCGGAGAAGAAGAAGAAGAAGAAUGACGACGGGAAACACCCAAUCUACCGCGGCGUGCGGAAGCGGAGCUGGGGGAGAUGGGUGUCGGAAAUUCGCGAGCCGAGGAAGAAGUCGAGAAUCUGGCUGGGAACAUUCGCCACGGCGGAAAUGGCGGCUCGGGCUCACGACGUAGCCGCCAUAGCCAUUAAGGGCUCCUCGGCUGUCCUUAAUUUCCCCGAGUUAGCCGCCAAGCUCCCCCGCCCGGCUUCCAAGUCCGCCAAGGACGUCCAAGCCGCCGCCGCGAAAGCCGCUGCCCUCGACUACCCGCCGGAACCGCCCACGCCUAGCCAAGCCGAACCCGAAUCCGAGCCAUUCUCCCCCGAGGAAACCGCAACAUCCGAAUCCUCGUCGGAAUCUCCGUCGAGCUUCAACGAGGACCCGUUUCUCGACUUGCCGGAUCUUCUCUUCAACCCGGCCCACCGAGCCGCCGCCGAGUUCGGCUACACUUCGCCAUGGCUCCAGCUGGCUGGAUUCGAGCCGUUUCACGCUGAUAUUUGGUCUGAAGAGAAUUUUCUGUGGAAUUACAGCUAAAAAGCAGCCGCCUUUUUAGCACAGCUAGCUCAAGCUGGUGAUUCUCCACUGGUAAAUCUGCAUGGCUUAAAGAGUGAUUAAUUAAUAUUCUUACUGUAAUUAAUCGCAGUAAAACAUUAAGUUUUCUCUUACAAAAUCUUUGGAUUUACCUGUGGGAAAAAGUUACCCGAGGUAAAUGACAAGAACGAAAAUUUUCAUGUAAAUUAUUAAAGCGGAAUAAAACAUUCUCUUAGGCACUGUUUGGAUUGAAUUUA